Molecule: messenger RNA, 729 nt
Organism: Desarmillaria tabescens
Lineage: Eukaryota; Fungi; Basidiomycota; Agaricomycetes; Agaricales; Physalacriaceae
Exons: 1
Coding region: 70-273 (67 amino acids)
Molecular function (GO): protein binding
Source: RefSeq, a predicted model, not a curated record
CAAAGCUUAGGAAAUAUCUUGCAGAUGAUGCAUUAAUAUCCAGAAGCAACUAUCAAGCUAGAGGAAGCCAUGCAAAUGUUUGAGACUAUUGGUAAUUCUCUUGGAGCAGCACAGUGUUUGCAAAGCUUGGGAGAUAUCUUGUGGAUGACAGAUCAAUAUCCAGAAGCAGUAAGUAAGCUAGAGAAAGCCAUGCAAAUGUUUAAGACUAUUGGUGACUCUCUUGAAGCUGCACAGUGUGUGAAAAUUCUUCAUCAUUGUCAAAAGUUCUUGUAAAAAGACUAUUAAGAACUUAUUAAAGCAUUUAUUUAGAAUGCUAACUCAGUUCAGAACCUUGUAUUCUUAGCAUACAUGACUACUAUGGACUAAGUAUAAGUUAGCUGGUAUUCAUUAUGACUCAUGUACAAGUAAUUAGUUAGUACAUAAGAAAGCCUAACUAUGAAUAGAAUAUCUUCUCUUCUGCUUAUACUCUGUAACCUUAAAAUUUAGAUCUGUGCCAGACUAGAAGUAACACAACUUAAGCUUAAGAAUAAUCAAGCUGUGGAAUGUUAAUUAGCCUGUGGCUGUAGAAGCUGAUGUAGUGUCUAGUUAGUCUGAGUUUUGCUGAGUAAAAGUUUAUUAAGAGAAAAAAAGUACUAAAAAAUACAUAAAGAUAUUUAAAUUGCUAGCUUUCAUAAUAUUCUGUACUUGAUUGCCUUUUUUUAAGCAAACAUACCUGAUCACAAGAUGCAU